Hippocampus zosterae (dwarf seahorse) is the source of this 2802-nucleotide messenger RNA. RefSeq names its product piwi-like RNA-mediated gene silencing 1 (gene piwil1). Bases 112 to 2691 code for a protein of 859 amino acids. Gene Ontology annotation, molecular function: piRNA binding; protein binding. Gene Ontology annotation, cellular component: P granule. Lineage: Eukaryota; Metazoa; Chordata; Actinopteri; Syngnathiformes; Syngnathidae. Gene Ontology annotation, biological process: regulatory ncRNA-mediated gene silencing. The transcript is spliced from 21 exons. The record is from RefSeq and is a predicted model, not a curated record.
CAACGAAAACGCACCAUAUUAAUUAACGCAAUUUGACCGUUGGCUUCAGAAACUUGUCGUCGCCGAUAUAAUUCUUUCUUUCUGCAAAUAAAGAAGAGGAUUGAGGGGAAAAUGGCCAGUCGAGAGCAAAUGCCGACUCGAGCACGUUCACGAUCAAGAGGCAGAGCACGUGGCCAGGAUCCUGUUGCACCAGGGACUCUGGCACGAGAACCUGCACCAGAAGUUGCAGUAAAAGAAGAAGGUGGGCUUGUUGGUCGAGGGAGGCAGAAACAAAGUCUGGCACCAUUUUCUGGAAAAGCUGUUAUGGAGAUCUCAGCUGGAUUUCAACAAGUGAAGAUAGGAGAGAGAGGUGGACGCAGAGGAGAUUUCCAUGAUGUCGGUAUUAACACCAGGCAGACGAUGGAGCAUGUGAAAGCUUCAAAGUCAGGAACAAGUGGCGCUGCUCUUCAGUUGUCAGCCAACUUCUUUCGCAUCGUGUCCCGCCCUCAGUGGGUUCUGUACCAAUACCAUGUGGACUUCAAUCCACCAAUGGAAUCCCGUCGCCUUCGGUCAGCCCUCCUAUUCCAGCAUGUGCAAGUCCUGGGCUCUGCUCACUGCUUCGAUGGAGCAAUACUGUUUAUGCCUCAGAGACUUCAUGACAAGGCAACUGAGCUGCAGAGUAAGACGAAGAAUGGAGAGGAUGUGCGGAUAACUGUCAUCCUGACUAAUGAACUGCCUCCAACGUCACCAGUGUGCCUCCAGUUUUACAACAUUAUUUUCAGAAGGAUUUUGAGAAUCCUUGGCAUGCAACAGAUUGGACGCAAUUAUUACAAUGCCAAAGAUCCGCUCAACAUUCCGCAGCACAGGCUGACUAUAUGGCCAGGCUAUACCUCAGCCAUCUUGCAGUUUGAGUCAUCCAUCAUGCUGUGCACCGAUGUGAGCCACAAGGUGCUGCGUAGUGAAACUGUUCUCAACUUUAUGGAGAACCUGAGGCAGAAGUGUGGACCACAUAACUUCAGUGAUAUCUGUGCUAAGGAACUUGUUGGACUCAUUAUUCUCACAAAAUACAACAACAAAACCUACAGGAUUGAUGACAUUGCUUGGGAUCAAACACCCUCCAACACAUUCAAGAGAGGCGAGGCAGAUGUCUCCUUCACCGACUACUACAAAAAUCAAUAUGGCCUGGAAAUCGCUGAUCGCAAUCAAGUUCUCCUGGUCAGCCACGUGAAGAGAGUAGCUCAAGGUCAAACUCCUGCUGGACCAGCUCUGCUCAUCCCAGAACUGUGCUACCUUACAGGCUUGACUGACAAGAUGCGAGCAGACUACACCAUCAUGAAGGACCUCAGUAUGCACACCAAACUCGCCCCCGAACAGAGGGUAGGACGCCUUCUCAGAUUUUCUGCCGCCAUAAACAAGGAUACUGAAGCACAGGCAGAGUUGCAGAAGUGGGGACUCCAAUUUGACAAGGAGCUCCUGAACCUGACCGGCAGAGUCCUCCCACCAGAGAGGAUUUUCCAGCAAUCAAGAUCGUAUGGUUACAACCCCCGGACAGCUGAGUGGGCCAAAGAGAUGCGUGGGUUGCCUGUGAUUUACUCUCCUCCUCUGCAAAACUGGCUGCUGCUUUAUACUCGACGGAACAGCAGAGAAGCUCAAAGCCUCCUGGAGACUCUGUACAAAGUUGCAGCACCACUUGGGAUCUCCUUACAAAAAGCUCAAGUGAUUGAGUAUGAAGAUCAGCAGGAGUCUCUGCUGAGGGCCCUGCAGCACAAUGUCAGAACUGAGACACAGAUGGUGGUGGUGGUCCUCACCAGCAACAGGAAGGACAAAUAUGAUGGCGUUAAGAAAUACCUGUGUGUGGCUUGCCCCACUCCCAGCCAGUGUGUUGUGGCCCGCACCAUCAGCCGACCUCAAGCCCUCAUGACUAUUGCGACCAAGAUUGUUCUGCAGAUGGCCUGCAAGAUUGGCGGAGAGCUAUGGAGUGUUGAAAUACCUCUGAAGCAGCUGAUGAUUGUGGGUAUCGAUUGCUACCACGAUACUGCUGCUGGGAAAAGGUCCAUUGGUGCUCUGGUGGCCAGCCUCAAUCAGAACAUGAGCAGAUGGUACUCAAAGGUCAAACUGCAAACCAGAGGUCAGGAAAUUAUGGAUGGACUGAAGAUGGCUUUUGCUGGCGCUCUCAAAGACUACUACAAAUUCAACAAAUGCUUUCCGUCCCGCAUCGUUGUGUACCGUGAUGGAGUGGGUGACGGCCAGCUGCACAAUGUGGUCAACUACGAGGUGGCCCAGAUCAUGGACUCUGUCAAGUCCAUGGGCGAAGAGUACAUGCCCAAGUUGAGCAUGGUGGUGGUGAAAAAGCGCAUCAACUGCAGGCUCUUUGAGCACAGCAGUGGAAAGGUCUUAAACCCCCCACCAGGGACAGUGGUCGACACAGGGGUCACUCGUCCGGAGUGGUACGACUUCUACAUUGUGAGCCAGGCAGUCAACUUUGGAAGUGUCUCUCCUACCCACUACAAUGUUGUGUAUGACACCAGUGGACUGAAACCGGACCAUAUGCAGCGGCUCACCUACAAGCUGUGCCACAUGUACUACAACUGGCAGGGGAUCAUCGCAGUCCCUGCCCCUUGUCAGUAUGCCCACAAGUUGGCCUUCCUUGUUGGUCAAAGUCUCCACAGGGAACCCAAUAUGGAGCUGGAUGACCUCCUCUUUUAUCUGUAGGGAGGAAGCAUGCCUGUAUGUUCAUGUGUUGUGCAAAUUGGAUGCUAUCUGCACCCUUGAGAGGCUGUUCAAAUCAACACCCUUGUACUUAUUUCCUCACACACACACACA